AGCUGGAGGCCAGAGCAGCGACGCUGGACCUGGACUUGAAUAUCAGCAAAGUGUCUCCUUGUUGGAUUAAUUUUGGCUUUCAUUGGUUUGAGUUGAGUUUUGGUGGCAGCAUCUUGGACCACGAGGUGAUACAACCUGGACGUUCUCUGUCCUGAGUGAGUUCUCCUCUUCUUCUUCUUUUGCAUUUCCUGCCGUGCUGCAGCUAUAUCCCCUGUGAAUGCUGACAGUGGUAGGAAACCCUCAGAAAAGAGGAGGUGACGUGGUUACCAUGUGGAUCCCGACACCGAGCAUGACUCUCCCUCAGCGGGUGGUGCUGUAUGGGACAUGCGUUGUGGCAUUAUUGAACUCUGUGGGCCUCCUGGUGCUCUUAGUCCAGCAGAACCAGCAGCAGACCUGGCUGGAGCAGACGGAGGCGAGGCUGGUGGAGGUGGAGCAGAGCUCGUUGGUGGAGUUCCUCCAGGAGGUGCCCAGGGGAGCGGCGGGGUUACGAGCAAAGGCUGGGGAACCGGCGCAGAACCAGUACCAAUACCAGUCCUCCAGGAACAAGAGGAGUGAAGGGCUGGAGAAGGAGUUCCAGCUGGAGGAUGCGCUGCCGCUGCACCCGGACAUCAGCCAGGAGGUGACGGAGGAAGAGGAGAAGAAGAUGAAGACGAAGCAUAAGCAUCGACACGGCCAGAGUCACCACAAGGCGCAUGUGCAGGACGACAUGAUGAUGAUGAUGACGUACUCCAUGGUCCCGAUUAAACUGUUGAUCGACAUUUGCAACAGCACCAAGGGAGUCUGCAUCGCUGGACCUCCAGGACAUCCUGGUUUGCCUGGUGCUGAUGGUCUGCCUGGCCACAAUGGGACUGAUGGCGUCCCCGGAAUAAAUGGACUGCCCGGGGCUGAUGGGAAAAGGGGAAAAAGAGGAGAAUCUGGUGACAAAGGAGAGCCUGGGGAGCCUGGGGAGCCUGGCGAGCCUGGAGUGCCUGGAGAGCCUGGGGAGCCUGGAGAGCCUGGGGAGCCUGGAGAGCCUGGGGAGCCUGGGGAGCCUGGAGCGCCUGGGGAGCCUGGAGAGCCUGGAGAGAAGGCAGAACCAUCCAAUGAUGUCAUUACUGAGGGUCCCCCUGGCCCUCCAGGACCUCCGGGACCCCCUGGACCCAUGGGUCCUCCUGGACCUCAAGGACCUCCCAAAACAAGGCAUCACAGAGCCAACCUUCAUGCUGCUCAAACCCUGGGGCAAAUACAUGCAAUUCCAAAUGAUGAGACGUCAUCAGUAAAGGAGGCUGAGAAACACCACGCGAAGCCUAUGAAGAAGAAUGAAUGCCUGAUAAAGUCUCUGAUCAACCCCAGGAAUGUGACAAAGAUGGAGACCACAUUUGGCACAUGGAUGAAAGACACCGCUCUGCUGGAUGACGAGCGAAUAUGGGUGGCAGAACAUUUCUCUGGUCGAGUGGUGAAAGAGUACAAAAGCAUCGCCUCCUUCCAGAACAACAGCAGUGACGUUGUGGAUGUCAGAAAGUUCUAUCAGGGCUGUGGCCACGUCGUCCAUAAUGGUUCCCUAUAUUACCAUAUAGCCGGUACUUCCAGCAUUGCCAGAUUUGUCUUCGACACCAAGAGGCUUCACACUCUCAGCAUAGACAACGCGUUGCACCACAGCCUCGCCUACCUGCUCCACAACUCCAAGACCUACUUCAAACUCGCGGCGGACGAGAGCGGCAUGUGGCUGAUCUUUGCCUCGAGUGUGGACGAGAGCAUCAUGGUGGCCCAGCUGGACCAGAAGACCUUCUCCGUCACGUCCUACAUAAACACCACCUACCCGCGCACCAAGGCGGGCAACGCCUUCAUCGCCUGCGGCGUCCUGUACGUCACCGACACCAAGGACACCAGAGUGACGUUCGCGUUUGACCUGCUGAAGGGGAAGCCGGUCAACAUGACCUUUGACCUGAGGCCUGCGGGCGGAGUUCUUGCAAUGCUCUCCUACAGCCCCAAGGACAGACACCUGUACGUGUGGGACCACAGCUACGUCAGGCUCUACGUGGUCCACUUCAUCUCUGAUGAGUGACGCGGACACGCCCACCUGGCAUGACCACCUACUCCUUACUCCGUCAUUAGAAACUGCUCAUAUUUAGGUUUCUUAAGAGAAAGGAAACAUAUCAAUCUUAUUUUUCUCCCGGAAAUCGUCCAAUAUAAAGACUGCUGUAUUUAUGUGUUUGCAACAUACAUGUGAGGUUUUAAAUUAACAGUGUGAAAACGUGUGUUUUCUAUUAGUAUUAUGUAUGAAAUGAAUUUAAAACUGUAGUGCGUAACUUUAAAUAUAGCUGGAACAAAAGACUAGUGUCAAAUGAGUUCAUACCACCCUGAUUUAAGAUUUAAGUGUGAAACAUUUAGGGGGGUUUAUUGACAGAUGUAUGUCUGUAAAAGUGUAUUAUCACGUAUAAAUUAAGGACUCUAGGCAAGGGUCUUGAUUUACAGAGCCACCAUCUUGUGCUACCAGCCCAAAAGGGACAAAACAGUUGGAGCUGGUGUUUUGCAUUUUGAAGUUAAUGUUCACUCCAUAAAGAUACACACUUGACUUCAAGUCUAUCAGUUCCGCAUAGCCAUCUCCGUUUCCCA
Molecule: messenger RNA, 2595 nt
Organism: Solea solea (common sole)
Lineage: Eukaryota; Metazoa; Chordata; Actinopteri; Pleuronectiformes; Soleidae
Gene: gldn
Product: gliomedin
Exons: 10
Coding region: 218-2044 (608 amino acids)
Biological process (GO): signal transduction
Cellular component (GO): cell surface
Source: RefSeq, a predicted model, not a curated record